GCCUGUUUCUACAUUUCAAAUUGUUUCUGUGUACUGUUUCUCUUUCGUUUUGAAUAGUUUCAGGUAUCCAUUUGACAAAUUGUGUGCUAAAAAUUGUUGGUAUUUUCCCAAAUUUGCAAACAAUGCUAAUCGUCGACAAUCCUUUUAAAAAAUCAAUGGGAAUUCAUUGUUUAAGCGUUCCGAAUGAAAAUAAAGUCAAAAAGCAUAGUAAAUACCAUUCAGAUUGGCUGAAGCUUCAUGAAAGUGACCGCUGUGCAACAAAACCUGACAAUUCCAAAGGAUUUAAGGUGGCUGAACACGGUGGCCAUGACGAGAGGAAGGUAAAUACCUGCAACAGAGACAUUGAUAAACAAUACAGAUAUGGUUCAGGGUCUGUCUCGGUUUCUGAAGCAAUCUAUAAUCGAUACAAUGCAGUAUUGAAGCGCGUAGAGGAUUUAUCGUCUUCAGCAGUUACGAAAAAAGAAACACAUAAAGUCAACCCUCCACGUAUAUUCGGUGGCGCAUCCAGCAAUAGUAAUCCGAGCUCAAAUACAACGCAGGACACAGUCAUAUCGCCAUACAAGACCGAUGUACCUGCCAAGCCCCAGCAUCAGCCAAGUUUUUAUCCGGAACCAGAAAAAAACUGUGGCCAUUUUGAAUCAAAUUCUGCAGCAAAGCCCGUUCGCAAAUUUUUCGAAGAGCCACAUCCGGAUUCAGUGACUCAAUGGAGAGCAGUGCCACUGCUAGAGUCGAUAUCUGAAUCCUCGAACUGUUCGCACUGUACGUUCACUCUACCAUCUAAAACCCACACUUUUAGUCAGAAAGAAAAAUCAUUUACCCGUUGCCAUUUGCCCAAAAGACCUAUUAUAGUAGUGGCCGCGGGGAAAGGAGGUCCAGGGCCACACUUGAAGAAUGGCCCCAAGCCGAAGAGUACAGUAAUUGAUCGUCCCGUCCAUUCCGCAUUUAAGGCCAAACCGAAGUGGUAUAAAAGAAUCGAUAUUAAGGGGAAAAAACCAGAAAAAGCCCCUUUCGAUUCCCAAUUUGUGCAACCGUAUUUACAGACGGAGAACCUUCAGGAUUCUUCCUGCUCAUAUCCCAUACGGGCAGAUCACGAGAGUUAUUCCUUUGAUCUUGGGUUAAUAUCUGCAAUAUCGAAGCAGCUACCCGAGCCGAAGAAUACAGUAAUUGAUCCUCGCAGCUAUUCCCCAUCAAAGGCCAAACAUAAGUGGUUUAAACGAAUCGAUAUCAAGGGGAAAAGCCAAGAAAAGUCCCGUCUCGAUUCCCAGUUUUCACAGCCCUCGUGCUCAUAUCCCACACAGGCAAAUUCCGAGAGACAUCCUUCCGAAUUUGGGUUAAUAUCUGCAAUAUCCAAGGAGCUACCCAGGCCAAAGAAUACAGUAAUUGAUCCUCGCAGCUAUUCCCCAUCAAAGACCAAACAUAAGUGGUUUAAACGAAUCGAUAUCAAGGGGAAAAUCCAAGACAAGUCCCGUCUCGAUUCCCAGUUUUUACAGCCCUCGUGCUCAUAUCCCACACAGGCGGAUCCCGAGAGGCAUCCUUCCGAAUUUGGGUUAAUAUCUGCCAUAUCCAAGCAGCUGUUCGAGCUGAACAAGAAAUUGGAUAGAUUGAACAUCACGAAGAUAUUCGAUAUACGCAAUCAUAUGGAUUCCCUCAUCGCCAAUGUCAAAUCGCUCAAUCGGGAGUUUCAGGACAAGCAAAUGGAUGCAAAGAGGCCAGCUGAGCUAAAGAAAAUGUCAAAUCAGAAAAACUCGAAACUUAAGGAUCGUUCAUCGAGUCAUUGCGUGUUCUGUAAGGACAAGAAUCUACCAAUUCUGAACAGUUUUCACCGCGAGCUUAUCGAGCUGAUUGGCGGCCUCAGUUUCAGUGAGGUUUUGAUGUCGGUUUUGCUGCGGUGCGAUAAUGUCUACCACGUGAGAGUUCAUGACAUGAUCCACGAUAAGGUCCUGGGCUGUUUCUUGGUAACCGAUGAAGGCAUCGAGGAGGCCAUCAAGCUGGGUGUCUUCGAACAGACAUUGACAUUAAGUGUGGUCGAUUUGCGAAACACACUCAAGCCAAGAAAGCGUCCCCUGGGCAUCGCUUUCGAGUACUCAGACGUGAGGCGAUAGAGGGAGAACGAGGGUAUUGUGGAGACGGAUACCUGAAGGACUAAAAAACUAAAGAUUAAAUGAUUCCAGCAGUA
Molecule: messenger RNA, 2176 nt
Organism: Drosophila pseudoobscura
Lineage: Eukaryota; Metazoa; Arthropoda; Insecta; Diptera; Drosophilidae
Exons: 3
Coding region: 123-2102 (659 amino acids)
Source: RefSeq, a predicted model, not a curated record